AAUUAAUCAAUCUGGUUUCUAUUAGAAACGGUUGACAAGGCAACGUACAGCGAAUCCUACAAUAUAUAUAAAAGAUCUGAGUUACUAAGUACUAAAUAAUGAAAUUCACUGGGAAUAACAUCUACUUGUUACUUUUAAGCAUCAUUCUGUUGGGACGCGCAGCUGUAGACGGUUCAGAUACUACUACACAAAAUGUAACCGCUAGUUUAACAAAUAUAGUUUUCAAAUGCCAAAAUAAAGGCCAUUACUGCAAAACGAUUACGAAUAAUCAAUUAGAUAAAACCGAAUUAACUACAUUAUGGAGAGUACUUUAUGAGAUACAACAAAUUCUAACCGAUUUCCAUUGUUAUCAAGCAGCUUAGCUUAAAGGAAUAUCUAAUAUUUACAAAUGAAUUAUUGAACAAAAUUACUUAUAGUUAUCUGAAAAAAGAAAACAACUUUUGAAAUGAUAUAAAUACACUUUUUAAGUGGUAACCGUCUAUAUAUUUGAUGUUGUAAGCAGUUUCGAUCUGAAGACAUCAAGACUGGUCAUUCAUGUUUAUUUUGAAUUCGAGUUGCUAUGAAAUGGUAAUUUUAUGCUUUUUUGACAAAUUUAUCAUUCUACAUUCCCAUUACUUGUAUUUAAUGAGUUUGACAGAGUUUAUUUGUUGAUAAAAUUAAACUUUUAGGUCUAUGUAUGGCACCAAUGGUUUUUAUAAUUUCAUGUGUAAUAUUAUCAGUAUAUAGACAGGAGGGUUUUGUUAUUGCUUAAAUUUGGGCUUUAAUCAAGGAGAUAGAGUAACAGUGUGCAGGUGU
Molecule: messenger RNA, 795 nt
Organism: Schistosoma rodhaini
Lineage: Eukaryota; Metazoa; Platyhelminthes; Trematoda; Strigeidida; Schistosomatidae
Source: the annotation of a GenBank genome assembly